Prunus persica (peach) is the source of this 1213-nucleotide messenger RNA. RefSeq lists its product as uncharacterized. NCBI's taxonomy places the organism in Eukaryota, Viridiplantae, Streptophyta, Magnoliopsida, Rosales, Rosaceae. The record is from RefSeq and is a predicted model, not a curated record. The transcript has 4 exons. Bases 297 to 818 code for a protein of 173 amino acids.
AGAAUUAAGAAAAAAUAGACAAAAAUUUGACUCUUUCCAGCAGUCACAAAUACGUGAAACCAAAAUCCAUUUUCAGUGUUUCACAACAAAUUCACGCGGAUUCAGAUAAAAAAUCACGUGGAUUAAAUGGCGUGGUGUCAGCCUUGGCAAGACUCUACUUUCACCAGUAUAAAAUGAAUUCCAGAUCCCUUUUCUUCGCUUCUUCCUUGUGGCUCUGACCUCCCUUUGCGUUCUUCCUUCUUCCUACGGAGGAUUCUCUUCAGGCGUUCUUUUGUGGAACAGAAACGGUUUCGAAAAUGAACCAUUUCAAUGUUCAGCACCAGAACGCCUCUUAUGUGGGCUGUGAAGACGUCAGAGGGUCUGCCUUUAUCUCUGAUACCAAGGACCCUGUGGUGUGCCCCAAGCCUAGGCGAGUUGGGAUUUUGUCCAACAGCCCCAUUAGGCCCUUGAGAUGGCAGAUGAGCAGUCAUCAAUCUGAGUUUAGUGACUCAAAAGCUGGGGCAGAGCUUCUGGACCUCAUUCUCAGGAAGGAGGGCUAUGGAUUGGAACAAUCUUUGAACGAUGUUGCCUCCUCACCCCCAUAUUUUUGUGGCUCCCCUCCCAGUAGGGCUUCUAACCCAUUAAUUCAAGAUGCCCGAUUCGGAGAUGAGAAGUUUACUCCUGUUUCGGCAUCUCCAUCCCCAUCUACUUUAUCGUCCCCACGCAAAGCAGGUUGUGUUAGAAUGAAGUACGGACUUAAACCUGCUGCAGUUAGAGUAGAGGGAUUUGAUUGUCUCAAUAGGGAUCGCCAAAAUUCCAGCAUCCCAGCAUUUGCCUAAACUUCAUUGAAAGAAGUGUACAUAGAAGAGCUAAAUGCCAUCACAGCUCACAAAUUCAGCAGAAUUAACAAGAGGAGGGAGUUUUGAUAAUUUUUGGAGAAACUGAGAUCAAUUAGUAUUGUAUAUAGGAUAUGUGCUUUUGUUGGUGAUCAUCUCAUUGCUAAUGUCGCUGCUAGAGGUUUGAUGGAACAUCACGAAAGUGUGUCAAACUGGAGAAAAGGUAUGUAUAUGUUUAAAGCCUUGGCUCUGUUGUAAUAUAAGAUGGGUCUUGAUGUUUAUGAAGAGUCUGUAUAAAACUAUUGGUUAUUUAGUUUGAUCUGUUACCCUGUAAAUGUAUUUUGGCAAGGCCUAAUUAUGCUAGUGCUCUUUGGAACAAUGGUCCAAUUUUCGCGUUA